This is a messenger RNA of Daldinia vernicosa, 1650 nucleotides long. Its product is annotated as MRG-domain-containing protein. Gene Ontology annotation, cellular component: NuA4 histone acetyltransferase complex; nucleus; Rpd3S complex. The coding region runs from base 244 to 1209 and encodes 321 amino acids. Gene Ontology annotation, biological process: regulation of DNA-templated transcription; chromatin organization. The transcript has 4 exons. NCBI's taxonomy places the organism in Eukaryota, Fungi, Ascomycota, Sordariomycetes, Xylariales, Hypoxylaceae. The record is from RefSeq and is a predicted model, not a curated record.
CAACUUCAUGGUAAUAAGAUCGGCGCUAAGCAACUUUCAUAGCUUUCUCUUUCAGCACCAUUCUUUUCAAAUACAUAACUUUAUUUAUUAUUCAUCACUCUUCCUCACGUUAGUUAAUAACACUUACCAUUUCGAGCCUUUCUUUAUGAGUAGACAGCUUCGCCAUAAAGCAAGCCCCUUUCAUCAUCCAUCAUCCAUCGCCUAUUCGUCUAUCAUCUUUCAGGGUGAAUACAUCGGUCGGCUAUGGCUCCAUCAAGACAGAACCAGGCCCCUCCUUACGCCAAAGAUGAGAGAGUGCUCUGUUUUCACGGUGAUUUGAUGUACGAGGCUAAGAUUAUGGAGGUGGUUGUGAAGCCAGGUCAGAAGCCUGAGGAUGCUCAGUACCGUAUCCACUACAAAGGAUGGAAGGCGAGCUGGGACGACUGGGUUUCGCAGGACCGCAUCCGCAAGUUCACCGAAGAUAACAAGCAGCUAGCUAGUCAGCUAGAGGCUCAGGCCCGAAUGCGAAGUUCUAGCUCCAAGGGAGGAAAGAAGGGUAUCAGAGCUAACGGUUCCGAGAUGAGCUCUGCUCGAGGUAGUGAAGAGCGUGCUGCCGGAUCCUCAAGCUUUGGCAGAGGUCCCCGACGAGGCAGGGACUACGAACUUGAAAACGAGGACGCAUUUCACUCCAGACCUUCCAUCAAGCUUUUUGUUCCUGACAUCCUGAAGGCGAUGCUUGUUGAUGAUUGGGAGAACAUCACAAAGAACAACCAACUCGUCCCUCUCCCUCAUCCCCACCCGGUGACGAAGAUCCUCGAGGACUAUGCCGCUUAUGAGACCCCGAAGCGCACUGCCGGCUCCUCUCAUGUGGACAUUCUUGAAGAGACCUUAGCAGGCCUGAAAGAUUACUUCGAUAAGUCCCUUGGUCGCAUUCUCCUCUAUCGAUUUGAACGUGCCCAAUACGCAGAAAUGUACCAGAAGUGGAUGUCCGAAGAUCCCGAGUAUCAAGGCAAGACUGCAAGCGAUACCUAUGGUCCCGAGCACUUGAUGCGCCUGAUUGUGUCCUUGCCGGAGCUUGUUGCUCAGACAAACAUGGACCAGCAAUCGGUCAACCGUCUACGCGAGGAACUAGUCAAGUUUUGUACCUGGUUGUCCAAGAACACCACGAAGUACUUCGUCAGCCAUUACGAAUCCCCUCCUCAGGACUAUAUUCAGAAGGCCAAGGAUUAAUCUGGUGACGGUUAUUUGGCUCUAUUGGUGAUUCCUACUACUUGCAACUUUUCAUUCAGCACAGCAUAUUCCGCCAAGCAUUGUCUUCUCGAGGGAUGAAGACCGGAACACCAUUUGCCGCACCACUGUCUUUGGCGCCUCUGGCUCUGGAACGAUAAUUUCGGUUCCCCUUGUACGAAUAAUAGAUUUCCUCUGAUCAACGCGAAAAGCUUGCCGCUGGGGCAUUUUACUAGGUUACGCACCUAAUGUAACAGUUCCCUAGGAGAUAAGAUUUAUGCACUUGCAGCAUAAAGGAGGGAUAUUUGCGGUAUUGGUCUGGACGGAUGCUUUGAGGUUGCAUUUGAUUUUGCUCGAGGUUGCAUUUGAUUUUGCGAUGACUUUGUUUUUACGAUGACUUUGUUUUCCUUUAAUAAUAAUAGUACAUUGGCAUUUCCUUACAUA